Lingula anatina is the source of this 1794-nucleotide messenger RNA. RefSeq lists its product as uncharacterized. The record is from RefSeq and is a predicted model, not a curated record. NCBI's taxonomy places the organism in Eukaryota, Metazoa, Brachiopoda, Lingulata, Lingulida, Lingulidae.
AACAGGUUGCUCAUAUGGCUUAAUACGACUCUGAUCUGUUCCAUUUCAUCUAUUCUGCAUCUACAACGAAGGAUUCUUUGCGAUAACGGAGGAAAUAUUUAUCAAGUGAAAUGUGCUAAAUGACCACGAGGGAAGCAUUAGGCAGAGCAAGUUUGCGUGACCUGCACACACGAUUUGUUCUUCUGUAUAAUAAUAGACAAAUACUGUGAUAAAGUGCUGAAAACGAAGAAACUUUUGUGAGAACCAAGUGGGGGAGAAACAGAUGUAGACAGACUAAGCUGAAACAACUAUUUUGACCUCAUUUUAACAUUAUUUUAAUUUUGAUGCCCAAUCUUAGAUGAUAGAAAUGUCAGACUGAGCUUAGAAAGAUCCAACAUCUAAAAUUAUGACUGUCAAAGAUAAUACUGAUGCUAAUAGACAUUGUGGAACUAACAUAAGUUGCUGACAAAUGUCCUGACCAUUGAAUAAGUUACAGGAAUAAUGACGUCCAUAUGUACCUAUCAUUCAUAGUGAUUCAGGUAAAACAAGUUAUGACAAUUUGUGUUUGAUAAAUAUGUACUGACUCAUCGAUGAGACCGAGGAUUACUGAUGACAAUGUGCUGUGGAUAGAUGAAGAUGCUGGUGUCGAUCAGGAGACUGAAAUGUAGAUUGAGAAUAAAACGCUCACUGGAGAGAUAGAACGCGCAUGCGUACUCUCAGUUUGCCAACGUGGAGAAAUUGCUGCGUGCCCACCUUUAAAAAGUUGUAUAAAUAAGAAGAACUGAGGAAAGUGUUUCGCAGUUGCCGUUUCUCUUCCUGCUACACGUUCGCCAAGAAAGGAGAUUCUCUUGAAGAUGACAGGACAAGGAGGCGUGGCCGUGCUUCUGAUCAUCGCUUUGACAACGGUGACAUCCGUUACUGGCGCGGGUCCCAUCCCUCUUACUGCGGAGGAAGAGGCUCAAAGAUACAAUGCUACGCAAGACAUGCUUAACCUUCCAGCCGCUGAUCGGAUGGUACCUGGACUGCCCCCCGGUCCAAUACCGGCAAUCUCGGCUUGUGAAUGCCAUGCGCAUGGUGAUGUCCGAUAUGUUACGUGUGAUGGGAAAGUCUUCAGAUUUGAUACCCCACCCCACGUUACAGGUAUAAUGGCAAAGUCUAGACCUAGCUGGCUUUGGUACAUAGCAACGGGACAAGAGUUCUUUGAUGGCGGUCCGAAGACUCGGCUGUCAUCAGUGAAAUUCAAGAUCUUUGCUCACUACGUGAAAAUUGAGUACAAAAAGAAUCCAGAUCCAAGUGGAGUGUACACAAUAACGGUAGCAGCUGAAGCUGCACCUGUUCCGCCGAUAGCGGUUUUUCAAGUAAGUCUUGGACCCGGUACUGUAGGUGCAGUGCUCUACGUGGGGAACGGUUUUCAUAUCUCCGUAAUUCCGAUGGGCGGUGAUUGGUACAUUCAAGUUAGGUGCACGCUCCUGCCGUCCGUCCUGUUUGACAUUAGGAUACUUGUGGCCCGACAUUGUCUCCAGAUUCGCAUUCCUCCGAUAUGGAACAUUUGGAUGGAAGGGAUAUGCGGAAAUUGGGACGGAAAUCCAGAUAACGACGUUACGAAUCUUGUCGCCUGGCCACAGGUGAAACCUGUGUAGUUUAGGGGAUUCCCUUAACAGCACACGGCGCCGAUGACAUAUUACUCGACGAUCCAUGGCGUGAUGACCAAAGAACCCAAUCAACCAACCAACUCUGUACAAACUGUGUCUUCUUUCUCCAGUCAGUGAUGUUUAUGUGGAACACGGGAGGCACUGGACGCCAUUUCAUGUUUCA